Molecule: messenger RNA, 2078 nt
Organism: Varroa destructor (honeybee mite)
Lineage: Eukaryota; Metazoa; Arthropoda; Arachnida; Mesostigmata; Varroidae
Biological process (GO): phospholipid metabolic process; arachidonate secretion
Molecular function (GO): A2-type glycerophospholipase activity
Source: RefSeq, a predicted model, not a curated record
UUUGUGUUUGAUGUUCAACCUCAAUCCAUAUCGCUGUAGUCAUCGAGAAAUAUCAUAAUGCGUUUUACUGUUGUCCAUAUCUAGAGAAUAGCGUCAACUAGGAUAUUAAAUUGGUGCAGUAUAGUGGAUCGGCCAUUUUCGAUCACAUGGGUGAUGCGUAUAUCUCCAGUUUCUAAUCUGCGUCUGUGUGCCGUAUUUUUGGCCUUAGAUGCUCGACAGAUUGUUCUUCAUAACCGAAGCAGGCCUAUUGCAACGUUAUCUGCUCUGCAGCUUGAGCUCUAGACCGCGCUGACGUAUCUACAUUUGUCGGCAAAUACAUUAACGACAAGUUUUGUCAAAAGAGAUCAAUUCCGCUGUCAGAAUGAAGCGGUUAGCCAUUUUUACAAUGGCAUUAGCCACCGUUACUUUGGCGUUGGACCUUGAAGCAGUGCAGAGAAGUUCAACACGUAACCGAUAUUCCGCUAUGAACGGAGAUCUCCUGCACGAGCUAGAAAAGAGACGCUCAGUGGCCCCUAACUAUUUCAACAUGUUCGAUGAACCGAACGGCCGCAUGGCUAACGAUCGAUACUACAGGCGCAUGCAGGAACUGCUGGCCAACAUGGUAACAGCCACCCAAGGGGCUCGAGGCGCAGCAGCAUCUGAAUCUGCAAGUUGGCCAGACGUCCUCCGCCAACGGGACGCUCGACUUACGCAAAUGGAUGAUAUUCGACCACCUUAUGAUCAGGAUGAUUUUCCGUCGUAUGAAAGUGCCACCGGACGUCAGGAUGAGUCACUUAGCCGCUGGACCCUGCCGUCCCCGCCACCGCCGUCGGCAGGGGCUGGCUCGCCUUCGGGAAGACAGCAAAGCAUCCUUGACAAACGAAUCAGCAUUCCCGAUCGCCAGAACUCUUACCGAAGCCACAAGCAGCUCCCGUUCUCGAUGAGGGUUCCUCAGGAAGAGCUGCUAAAAAAGAGGUCUACGGAACUAUUAACAACGGAGAAGCCACAGACCUCAAGAAGUGAUAUCCUUAUCAAAGAUCUUAAGCAGCCGGACAUGGACAAGAGGAACAAGCGGACCGCCGUUCCUGACGCAGCAUCUUCAACAGUAAACACUGAGACAAAUGUCUCGAAAGCAUCCCUCAGUAACGGAAGUGGGGCUAGCGGCAGGAUGUCUCCUGCCGAUUUCAAGCAGUGGCUCACCGACGAAUACUACCGUAAUAUGGCGAUGAAUUUCGCCACGAUGCGUAAACGUCGAAGCGUGCCUGAUCAAGCGGGCCUUGAAGGAGCUCCGAUGGAAGCCCCUGGAGAACGUGACGACGGUGCGGCGUUCGAGCGUUUGCGUUCGAUGGAGCAAAGCCUGUUACAGGAGGCGCUUCAGCUUAUGCAGAAUGGCAAUGCGCAGCCGGGGCGUGGUAAGCAACAGUUCAAGUUGCAAGUAUCGGAGCGUCUUGAUGUCGCCCACGAUAUCGAAAACCUGAAUAAGGCUCUACAAAAGCUCUACGCUGAUUCGGAGCGACUGCGCACUCUGAACGAGGCUCAACUGAUGACUGCCCUUCGGGAACGCGCUGCAUCAGCGCCGGAGGCUUCGGGCGGCGUCGGCGCCCAACUGACUGACGAUUGCCCCGAACUGUCGCUUCUUUCCAGUGGCUGCUCAGCUUUGCAAGGAAUGUUUCCACCGGCAUCCGUCCAUGAGCAGUUCCUACUCUCGUGCAAUUGGCAUGAGGUCUGCUAUGCUUGUGGCACUCAGCAUGGUAUUAGCUCUGAACAAUGCGACCGACAGUUUUUAUCAGACAUGCGUAUAGUUUGCUCGCAGCUCGGCAGCUGCAACAAGCACAUGGUAGCACUUCUACUUGAGCCGUUGCAUAAACGGCGCGUCUACUUCAAGCGGAGCGUAACGCCCGUCUGCGAUCGGCCGUGCGUAGCGUCGUUCCUUGCUCGGAACUAAAACAUCGUUGUUUCGAAAUCUCGGCAGCCGCCAGGCUCUACCGGUACACAGUGUAUAGACCAGUUUAACGUACCUCUGAAAAAAUUUUACGUCUCGUCCCUCUUGCGAUUCUAGUGCUUCGCGCGCUAGGCUACCGGCAGCCGGGGAGGGGGGG